Molecule: messenger RNA, 3074 nt
Organism: Etheostoma spectabile (orangethroat darter)
Lineage: Eukaryota; Metazoa; Chordata; Actinopteri; Perciformes; Percidae
Product: inactive dipeptidyl peptidase 10
Exons: 26
Coding region: 251-2635 (794 amino acids)
Biological process (GO): proteolysis; regulation of potassium ion transmembrane transport
Cellular component (GO): plasma membrane; voltage-gated potassium channel complex
Molecular function (GO): serine-type peptidase activity; potassium channel regulator activity
Source: RefSeq, a predicted model, not a curated record
CUCUCGGAUGGAUGAACACGCGCAGCUGGCGCAGCAGCGGAGCAAGUCUUUACGCGCAGGGCAUCAUUGGCUGGGACGCCAUACGUGUCACAGAGAGGACGGCGAGCCAGUAAACAGCUUCACACGGAGCAGUGAACUAGUUCCAGUCGGCCAGGUCGGUGUGUGGGAUUACUCGGAGCGGCAGGUGACCGACCCCGCGGACUGACCGGUGGUUUCUCCCCGCGAGCGGAGCUGUCCACGGGUCGGAAACAUGAACCAAAGCGCGGGAGCAGCGCAGCACACCCGCCGCUACUCAAGUGACGACAAGGACACAGGGCCCAUCGGUGGAGAUAAGAACUGGAAGGGCAUUGGCAUCUCCCUGCUGGUUAUCGUGGCCGUGUUGUCUCUCAUCGGUCUGUCCAUUGUUCUGCUGUCUAAAGAUGAUGGUGGUAACCCCUUUGGUUCACAUUUGACCCUGGAUGACCUCUUUCAAAGAAACUUCCAAAUACACGACCCUGAUGCAAAGUGGAUCAGUGAUGACGAAAUCAUCUUUCGGAGCUGGGAUGGAGACGUCAUGAAAUUCAACAGACGCACCAACGAGACAGAGGUCCUGCUGAAAAACACCACGUUCGCGACUUUUAAGGCCUCAAAGUUUGCAGUUUCUCCAGAUCUGACUUUUGUUCUUCUGGGAUAUGAUGUCAAGCAGGUCUACCAGCACUCUUUCUUGGCUUCGUACCUGAUCUACAACCUGUACACAAGAGAGGUGCGGGAGCUGAAUCCUCCAGAGGUGUCAGAUUCAGUCCUCCAGUUUGCCUCGUGGGGAGUUCAAGGUCAGCAGCUGAUAUAUAUAUUUGAAAACAACAUUUACUACCAAACGGAUGUUCAGAGCAGCUCGUGGAGGCUCACGUCCUCGGGACAGGAGGGGAUCGUCUUCAACGGCAUCACGGACUGGCUUUAUGAGGAGGAGGUGUUGCACACAAAGGUGGCCCACUGGUGGGCACCUGACAGCUCCAGACUGGCCUACCUCACCAUCAACGACUCCCUGGUUCCCAACAUGCUCCUGCCCCGCUUCACCGGCUCCCUGUACCCCCGGGGGACGGAGUACCCGUAUCCAAAGAUGGGCCAGAUCAAUCCCAGCGUCAGACUCUAUGUGGUCUCCCUGGACGGCAGCUCCCUCACAACCGAACUGAGACCUCCUGACAGUUUGGAAAAGAGCGAGUACUACAUCACCAUGGUGACGUGGGUGACCCGGGACCGGCUGAGCGUGCGCUGGGUCAACCGAGCUCAGAACAUGUCCAUCCUUUCCCUGUGUGACGUCACAACGGGCGACUGCACCAAGAAACACGUGAUGACGUCAGAGACGUGGCUGGAUCGCCAGAACGAGGAGCCGGUAUUUUCGGAGGAUUGCUCCGCGUUCUUCAUCACCAUGCCCUUAAAACAACACGGCGGUCGGGGAGCAUUCAACCACAUCAUCAUGAUCUCCAACCAAUCUGACGGUCAAGAGGUUAACCUCCGCCACCUGACCUCAGGGAGCUGGGACGUCUCUACCGUCCUGGCAUAUGAUGAGAGCACAAACUCACUUUAUUUCCUAAGUACAGAGGAAGGCUCAACACAGCGGCAGUUGUACAGAGUCUCCACUGUGGAUCCACUUCGUAAAGACUGUCUCACCUGCUCUCUCUUCAAAUCAAAGUGCACCUUCUACGACGCCCUCCUCAGUCCCAGCUGUCGACACGUGCUUCUCCACUGCAGAGGUCCUGGAAUACCCCAAACUACUCUCCACAGUCUGAGUGAUAUGAAGAAGCACAAGCCUGUGGCAAUGAACUCAGUUUUAAGACAGGCGCUGAUGAACAGGACAGUGCCCAAGUGGGAAAGAAGAACCGUACAAAUCAACAACUUUGCACUUCGUCUGGAGCUACUGGUCCCAAUAUCUUUGGACGAAAAAAAGGAGCACCCACUUCUACUCAUUCUUGACAGCGCCCCCGGUGGCCAGGCGGUGUCGGACCUCUUCUCUCUGAGCUGGGACUCUGUGCUGGUCACCUCGGACAGCGUCAUCGUGGCUCGUCUGGACGGCCGGGGCAGCGGCUUCCAGGGUCAGAGGGUCCUGCACGACGUCCACCAGAGACUGGGGACCGUGGAUGUUCAGGACCAGAUCGACGCUUUGGAGCACCUGGUCAGGCUACCCUACAUUGAUGGCAGCAGAGUGGGAGUGUAUGGAAAGGCAUACGGAGGAUUUCUUGCCUCUCUCCUGCUGCUCUCCCACAGCUCCAUGUUCCGGUGUGGCAUCGCUGUCGCUCCCAUAACCAACUGGAGACUCUACGGGUCGGCCCACGCUGAGAAAUACUUUGGCUCCGCAGCAAAAGAAGAUUCCAGAUACCAAAUCUCCAGUCUGCUCAGAAACAUCACUUCACCGAGUCCUCUGAACUUUCGGAUUAUCCACGGCACCGCCGAUGCCUCUGUUCAUUUCCAGCAUUCUGCUGAGCUGGUCAAACUGCUGUCUGCGUUGAACGUUAACUACACUCUCCAGAUUUUCCCAGAUGAAGGACACAACAUGGCCGCCACCAAAAGCCAACGCUACAUGCUGCACUCAGUGCUCACCUUCUUCCAGCUCUGCUUCGAGGAAAAGCCGGACGUCCCCCCGCCUAAAGAGGUGGACUAGCCCGCAGAGCCUCCUGGGAGGAGGACGGAGCCACUGGGCCGACCAAGAGAAAGCAUGUUUGCCUGAAGGGCGGCUGUCUGUAAACCAAUCGAAAGACUCAGAACUGGGGUUGGGUAUCAUUUGGUUUUUCAACCAUUCCGAUGGCGAAUCGGUAUUUUUAAAACGACUCCGAUUCCUCCUGAUCCGAUUCUUGAAAAAAAACUGAAAGAUUUUUUUAAUUGAACAUUUUUUUUAAUUUGAUAACAAUAUUUUAACGUCUUAAAGUACUUACAUGUAUAAUUAGUAAGCCUAAGUCACCUAACACACAACUACAACAUUUUUACAAUAACUAAAAGUUACACUAUUAACAAGAAACAACUAAAUUAAAGUAUUUAACCAGAGCCCAGAGGGAAAAUAUGGCAUUUUAAAAGUAGCUUCCACAUACAGCAGCUCACCAGUG